Dendrobium catenatum is the source of this 587-nucleotide messenger RNA. Its product is annotated as transcription termination factor MTEF1, chloroplastic. The record is from RefSeq and is a predicted model, not a curated record. Gene Ontology annotation, biological process: regulation of DNA-templated transcription. Gene Ontology annotation, molecular function: double-stranded DNA binding. NCBI's taxonomy places the organism in Eukaryota, Viridiplantae, Streptophyta, Magnoliopsida, Asparagales, Orchidaceae.
AUGGGUCUUUCUUACGAGGAACCCGCUGGGAUUUGCAGACGAUUUCGUCUAUUUUUCGACAGCGAGGAGAAUAACCUGAGGCCUAAGUUUGAGUACCUGCUGUACGAAAUGGGGGGAUCGGUGGAGGAGGUGAAGAGGUUUCCGCAAUACUUUGGAUUUUGUUUGAAGAAGAGGAUAGUGCCGAGGCAUUUGCAUCUCAAGCAGAGGAAUAUUAGGCCUUCAUUGAAAUGGAUGUUGAUGCCGGGGGACAAAGUUCUAUGGCAAGUGGAAAUAGAGCUAUUGGAGCAACUGGGACAUUUUACUUCAAUGGUUGGGUUGUAGUGACAUCUUUCGGAACUUCACCGGAGUCGCAUACUUCCAUCAGCCCUUUCAUUGAACGUGAGGCUAACUGGGCCCUUGCUCACACGUGCAGUGUGCGGACCAAUAAAAAUGGUCAAAGCCUAUUUGGCCGUGCAGAUUAUACGUGCCCAGCACAAGGAAAGGGUUGUAAAAAGGCUUGUUGUUCGUGUUUGAUCAUAUUUUACUUGAUAAUUAACUCAUGUUUUACUGGUUUUUAUAAGCUAGAUCACUAAUUAUGAUUUAUUUCA